UCGUGUUAAGAGGUAUUGUACUGGAUGUCGAAACGCACCGUUCUAUUUUCAAAUAGUUCUUCUCUCUAUAACGUCUUUCACUUCAGAUUAGUGUCUAUUGCAAUCAGUUGCAAUUAAUAAAUUGGAUAUUUUAUAUUUGUAGCCUGAGAAUGAGAAGUGAAAGGGUCGUUGUACCUGGUGAUCUAAUAUGCUCCUCUGAUGCUACCCGAAAAAGUGGCUCAUCAACAUAUCUUUCCUCUGGCAACAUCCUGUCAAGUGCUUUUGGAUUUGUCAAGGAGGAAUCGCAUGCCGAUGGAACAAAAACUUAUUCGGUAGACCCACUGAAACCCGCUGGCGUAGUGCCUAACAUAGGCUCACUGGUAUUGGCAAAGGUAUCUAGUAUUACAUGGAAAUUUGCUCGCUGUGACAUAUUUGCCGUUGGGGAUACUUGUCUUGCAGGACCGUUCAAGGGUCUUAUUAGACGAGAGGAUAUUCGUGCUACUCAGAGGGAUCAGGCGGAACCAGGUGAUUGGUUCAAACCAGGAGAUAUUGUGCGGGCUCGUGUAAUCAACCUUCUGGGACCCGGAGCAUAUGCAAAUGCAGGUUCAAUUAUGUCUAGUACUUCGUCCCAGACCUUAUCUACUUUGUUAACUACUCAAGCUUUAUCUUGUUCUCUCGCGGCCACAAGUGACGCAAACUUGGGUGGAUCUAAUUCUGUUUGUCUUUUAUCCACUGCUGAACCGGAUUUAGGAGUUGUUAUUGGUCUUGGAAGGUCUUCUGAAAGUGAUUUAUCAGAACUUGUUGGCAGUACAAGUGGUUCUCCUCUUGUUCCUGUUGGAUGGACUGAAAUGUUGUGUCCCCACACACUAGCUCGAUAUCGUCGAAAAGUCGCUCGUGUACCUGAUGAACUUGUAGCUCAGUUGACUUGUGCUAAACUUGAAUAAAUUAUUUAUAAUAAAUUCUGUUCUGGUUUUUAGAAUUGUGUACCUUGUAUUGUGUUGCAUUUUUCUCUUGUACUGAUAACACUUCGGAGACUGUGUUCACAGAAUUGAGCUUCAUGCUCUAAUUUCU
Molecule: messenger RNA, 1050 nt
Organism: Trichobilharzia szidati
Lineage: Eukaryota; Metazoa; Platyhelminthes; Trematoda; Strigeidida; Schistosomatidae
Source: the annotation of a GenBank genome assembly